This is a messenger RNA of Olea europaea var. sylvestris, 588 nucleotides long. RefSeq lists its product as uncharacterized. The record is from RefSeq and is a predicted model, not a curated record. The coding region runs from base 1 to 588 and encodes 195 amino acids. The transcript is spliced from 2 exons. NCBI's taxonomy places the organism in Eukaryota, Viridiplantae, Streptophyta, Magnoliopsida, Lamiales, Oleaceae.
AUGGUGAAAGGGGCUACCGAAAAUAGUGACUUCAACUUUCAUCCUAAAUGUGCACCUCUAAGGAUUAUGCAUUUAGCGUUUGCGGAUGACUUGAUGCUUUUUGUUAGAGGGGAUGUGAUGUUGGUCAAUAUCUUGAUGAAUUGCCUAUCAAACUUUGGUGCCAUGUCGAGUCUCAAUAUAAAUGUUGGGAAAUCUUAUUUGUACACCGUGGGAGUUCACGGUAAAGAUUGGAAGAUAUCCGCAUUAACAAAUCUUUCUAAGGGUACCAUGUCGUUUCGCUUGAAAUCGACUUCUUCAUUAUCAUAUACGGAGACAGAGUUAUUUGUUAGAGCUAUUCUACAAGGAGUAGAAUGUUUUUGGUUAUCCAUAUCUUCCAUCCCAGCAACGGUGUCUUCUAAAAUCAUUAAUAUGUGCCAAAGCUUCCUAUGGGGAUCUAAAAAACCGUUGGUUGCUUUGAAUCAAAUUUGCUUACCAAAGCAUGAAGGUGGGCAUGGUUUUAGAAACAUUAAAAGUUGGAUGUUGCACUACUCUCCAAAAUACUUUGGAACAUCCAUAGCAAUAAUGAUACUCUUUGAAUUAAAUGGAUAA